Hipposideros armiger (great roundleaf bat) is the source of this 2316-nucleotide messenger RNA. RefSeq names its product peptidase M20 domain containing 1 (gene PM20D1). Gene Ontology annotation, molecular function: hydrolase activity, acting on carbon-nitrogen (but not peptide) bonds, in linear amides. Bases 86 to 1597 code for a protein of 503 amino acids. The transcript has 13 exons. Gene Ontology annotation, biological process: amino acid metabolic process; lipid metabolic process. NCBI's taxonomy places the organism in Eukaryota, Metazoa, Chordata, Mammalia, Chiroptera, Hipposideridae. The record is from RefSeq and is a predicted model, not a curated record.
UGGAGCAGUGACUGCGCGAGCACCCAGAGCUUCGCGUUUAGAUCCCGACUCCUGGCGAGACUAGCAGCGGGGACUCGAGAGAAGCAUGGCUCGGCCAUACGUUUGCCUGCUGACCCUGGCGGCUGUGCUGCUACUAGGUUUCUCCACCGUUUCCAGAUCGAAGUACCCGACGGGCAAGGAGCAUCAGAGGGCGUCGCGAAUUCCUUCUCAGUUCAGCCAAGAGGAGCGCGUUGCAAUGAAGGAAGCGCUGAAAGGUGCCAUCCAGAUUCCAACAGUGUCUUUCAGGCCUGGGGAGUUCAACACAACAGCCCUGGCUGAGUUUGGAGAAUACAUUCGUAAAGCCUUUCCUACUGUGUUCAAAACCAGCUUUAUCAAGCAUGAAGUCGUGGGAGAGUAUAGCCACCUGUUCACUGUCCAAGGCUCAGAUUCCAGCUUGCAGCCUUACAUGUUGAUGGCUCACAUUGAUGUGGUACCUGCCCUUGACCAAGGCUGGGAGGUGCCCCCGUUCUCUGGGUUGGAACGUGAUGGCUUCAUCCAUGGUCGAGGCACACUGGACAACAAGAACUCUGUGAUGGCAAUCCUGCAGGCCUUGGAGCUUCUGCUGAUCAGAAAGUACAUCCCCCGAAGAUCUUUUCUCAUUGCUCUGGGCCAUGACGAGGAGGUGUCAGGGGAAUAUGGGGCUCAGAAGAUCUCAGCCCUGCUACAGGCAAGGGGCACCCAGCUCGCCUUCAUUGUGGAUGAGUGUGGCUUUAUCUUGGACGGUUUCAUUCCCAACUUGAAGAAGCCCUUUGCCAUGAUUUCAGUCUCAGAGAAGGGUUCGCUUAACCUCAUGCUGCAAGUAAACAUGACUCCAGGUCACUCUUCAGCUCCUCCGAAGGAAACGAGCAUUGGCAUCCUUGCAGCUGCUGUCAGCCGACUGGAGCAGAACCCAUUGCCGAACAUGUCUGGAAAUGGGCCGUUGAAGAGGUUAUUGCAGCAACUGGCUAAUGAGUUUUCCUUCCCUACCAACAUAGUGCUGAACAACCUGUGGCUAUUUUGGCCCCUUGUACGAAGAUUAAUGGACAGGAAUUACGUAAUGAAUGCGCUGCUCAGGACCACUACAGCCGUCACCAUGUUCAAUUCAGGGGUCAAGGUGAAUGUCAUCCCCUCGGUGGCCCAGGCCACAGUCAACUUCCGGAUUCACCCUUCACAGACAGUUCAAGAGGUCCUUGAACUAGUCAAGAACACUGUGGCUGAUGACCGGGUCCAGUUCCACGUGUUGAAUGCCCAUGAGCCCCUGCCUGACAGCCCUUCUGAUGAUCAGGCAUUGGGCUACCAGCUGCUCCUCCAGACCUUACAAUCAGUCUUCCCGGAAAUCAACAUUGUUGCCCCAGCUUCUUGUAUUGCCAACACAGACAGCCGACACUAUGCGAACCUCACCACUGGCAUCUACCGGUUCAACCCCAUCUACGUACAGCCUCAGGACUUCCGUAGCAUUCACGGAUUGAAUGAGAAAAUCUCAGUCCAAGCCUAUGAGACCCAGGUGAAAUUCAUCUUUGAGUUUAUCCAAAAUGCUGACACAGAACUGGAGCCGGCUCCUCACCAGCAUGAACUGUGAGGUCCAGGAGCCAACUGAAUCGGGGAUGCCUUACCCUGGGCCAGGACUAACCCAAGGGGGAAAGCCAAUGCUGACAAAACUUGGGGUCAAAACCACAUUGUAAUACAUCUCCCACAUGUCUUGCUUACUCCUAAACUCACCCAAGAACAAGACCAAGCAGCCAGGGAGGGCCAGCAGGAAUCUUGCUUCUCUCUACCUCCCAACAUCUCCACCCUCAACUGACCCGCAUUUUCUGCCUUCUCGUCCCUGUUUUAGAAGGUAUCUGGCUUGUCUGUCUUAUGCUGGUUAUUUAACUGCUCCAUACCCCAGGCCUGACUUACCAAAUGCAGAUUUGAAAAACCUUAACCAGGUUUUACCUGCUGGAACUGUUUUAUUUUAGGGCACUCUUGCCAGGUUACCUUCUCUGUGGCUUAUAUAUUUCUUCUUGCUGUAACUUCCUGUCCCUGUUUCCCCCUCUCUUCCUGGAUUAUUUAGCUGGCUCUUCAUCUCUCCUCUCCUGCCCCUGCAUCUCACCUCACCCUUCAAUUUAUUCCACAGGACUUAGUCAAACUGUGAUAUUACUGUAAUUACAACAAUUGGUCAAAUAAAGUGAUCUGUGCAGCUUCAACCUGUCACCGAGGGGUGAAGCUGAGGCAGCAGGCUUUGGAGGAACCCCAAACCUCCUGGUUCUGGAGCCUAGAGAACAAAGUCUCUGUCCUUGGGCUCCUCCCAAGGGCUCC